CUCUUCCUGUUCCGUCCUCAGCUUCCUUACAGCACCUCCACCUGCUACAGGUGAGCCUCCCCAGGCCUUGUCUAGCCUUAAGCCGGCCCUCAGUCCCUCUGGUUGCAGAAGUUUCGUUACCCCCAAUGAGAGAAGGGGUAGAUCCAGGUCUCUUAAGAGCUGAGGGUUAGGAGCAUUGAGCCAACACAUAGACCCAUUACCUCUGUCCCCGAAGACACUUGCACCCUCCAUGCGGAGCCAAGAUGGGGAACAGAACCGAGGAAGAUUAUAACUUUGUCUUCAAGGUGGUGCUGAUCGGUGAGUCAGGUGUGGGGAAGACCAAUCUGCUGUCCCGAUUCACGCGCAAUGAAUUCAGCCACGAUAGCCGUACCACCAUCGGCGUGGAGUUCUCCACCCGCACUGUCAUGCUGGGCACCGCUGCUGUCAAGGCUCAGAUCUGGGACACGGCUGGCCUGGAGCGGUACCGAGCCAUCACCUCAGCGUACUAUCGUGGUGCAGUGGGAGCCCUACUGGUGUUUGACCUAACCAAGCACCAGACCUAUGCCGUGGUGGAGCGUUGGCUGAAGGAGCUCUAUGACCACGCCGAGGCCACUAUCGUCGUCAUGCUUGUGGGCAACAAGAGUGACCUCAGCCAGGCCCGGGAGGUGCCCAGUGACGAGGCCCGCAUGUUCGCUGAAAACAAUGGGCUGCUAUUCCUGGAGACCUCAGCCCUGGAUUCUACCAAUGUGGAGCUGGCCUUUGAGACUGUCCUCAAAGAGAUUUUCGCAAAGGUGUCCAAGCAGAGGCAGAACAGUACCCGGACCAAUGCCAUCACCCUGGGCAGUGCCCAGGCUGGGCAGGAGCCUGGCCCUGGUGAGAAGAAAGCCUGUUGCAUCAGCCUCUGACCUUAGCAGCACCAACUCUGCCCUGGUGCUCCCCCACCCCACGCUCCAGGACCUUUCCCUGCCCCGUGGCUGCGCAUGUCAGAGUGGCCUGUUCCCUGUUCACAGCCUCGCAGAGCUCUAAGGUCUUCACCCCCCCCCAAUAUCUCUAUUAUCUGCUACCCCCUCGCAGACUAGAGCUAUCAAAUAAAGCUAUUUUAUAUCAAUGCCUGG
Miniopterus natalensis is the source of this 1094-nucleotide messenger RNA. RefSeq names its product RAB25, member RAS oncogene family (gene RAB25). Gene Ontology annotation, molecular function: GTP binding; GTPase activity. The record is from RefSeq and is a predicted model, not a curated record. Lineage: Eukaryota; Metazoa; Chordata; Mammalia; Chiroptera; Miniopteridae.